AUGCUGCGCUCCGAGACUUGGAGGCAAGUACGCUUCUUCAAGCUCAACAUCAGGAGUAUUUGCGAGGCCUUUUUAUCACCGACCCGAGCCAAGUUGAUGUACUACUUCAUCGAUAUAGCGGAGAGCCAGGGUGAGAGCCAGUGGACUAAAUGCAUGAACAACAUGCCGAAAAAGAAAAAAAGGAUGAAGGACGAAAAAGAAAGGCUCAUCAACAUGACCAAUCUAACCAUCCCAGACAACGUCUCCAAGACAUUAGAAAAAGGACCCAAAUAUGCAGUAGAGCCUAAGGCCAAAACUGUGGACCUGAUCGGUAUGGUGCACGACGUUGCAAGGAAGGUUUCUGAAGAAGAGAAAAACGCAUGCAUAGCUGCCGGCAUCAGAGCUGUUUCCAACAAAUUAAAAACAGCCAGGCAACCAGGCGUGAACACCAACCACACGAUCAAUUACAGAAUAGAAAACACUUUGAUGGAGAUAACGUCGCAGAAAAUGCCCUACAGUCUCUUCGUCCUGAACACCCUAAACGAUCUGGACAACUUUCUAAGGGAGGUCAAGAAAGUUGCCAAAGUGAUGAAGUUACAAGUAGUCGGGGACUUCAACGUACCGCACGUAGUAUGGGUAUACCACACGAGCAACAAGAAGGAAACAAACGUGCACAACGCGGCGCAGAAACAUCAGCUGACGCUGUUACCUCCGGAGACCCCCGUCAUACGAGACAAGUACGGCAACAGAGUCGACAAAGUUGCUGGCCCCUACCGAGAGGGGGAGUCACUGACUUUAAUCUGCGAAGUCAAAGGAGGCGUGCCGGAGCCAUUGAUCUCGUGGUGGCGCAACUCGACGGAGCAGCUUCAUAGCAGGGCGGAGAGGUCUUCCCACGACGUGAUCCGGUCGACGCUGGAAAUGACGCAGCUGCGCGCCCGAGACCUCAACGCCAGCCUCACGUGCCGGGCGUCCGACUACAACCGGACCUACACCGUCGCUUCGUCGGUUACCCUCGACAUUUAUCUGAAGCCAUCCACGGUUCGCAUCCGUUCCAAACAGCGUCCUCUCGUGGCGGGACUGGCGGCCGAGAUCGAGUGUGAGGCAGCCGGAUCCCGACCAGCCCCCGUCAUUUCCUGGUGGAGGGGCAAAGCCAAGUUACCCAGCAAUCACUUCAAGGUGCUGCUGAUUGGCAACCGGGUGUUCUCCGUGGUGGCCUAUACGCCAACACGGGAGGACAACGGCAAGCGACUGCGAUGCGUGGCCGAGAACCCCAAUAUCAUCGGGAGCUCGAUCGAGGCGUCGUACAACCUCGACGUUCAUUACAAACCACUGGUGACGCUGCUGUUGGGCAAGCGUCUUCGGCUGGAAGAGAUCUUCGAGGGUCAGGACUUGUACCUGGAGUGUAGCAUUGAUGCUAACCCGCACGUCUCUGAGGUCGUCUGGAAGUUUGAAGGAAGAGAAGUGCACUCGGACCCCGCGGCAAAAGUCAUCACCAGCAACCAGUCACUGGUCUUUCAGUCCAUCCAGAGGCAUAACGCGGGACGCUACACUUGCGUCGCCAUCAACUCCGAGGGAGAGUCUGUCAGCAACGAGGUCCGGCUGAGCGUACAAUAUUCGCCGGUGUGUUCGCCUCGGCAGCGCGCCGUGUACCCGGCAGCGGCACACGAGAUGGUGCAGGUCUCGUGUGACGUGGACGCCCACCCUUCCGUGACGAGCUUCCGCUGGGCCUUUAACGGCAGUUUGCGCAGCCACGAGGUGCAGAGCUUCGUGUCCGAUGGCGGCCGCAGCGUGGCCUCGUACGUGCCCAGGGAGGAGGCCGACUACGGCUCGCUUUUCUGCUGGGCCGUCAACGAGAUCGGCACCCAGAAGACGCCCUGCCAGUUCCAGAUCACACCUGUCGGUCCUCCUCUAGCGCCAUCUAACUGCACGCUGACCAACCAGACGGAAGUGGCCUUCCUGGCCGAGUGCCGCGAGGACCACAUCGGCGGCCCCAGGCAGCUGUACUCGUUGGAGGUGCACGACGUCUCAUGCCACCGGCUGCUGGCCAACCUGACGGCAGACCGGCCGGCCUUCUGGGUCCAGGGAGUGCCAGCGGGCAUCAACGUCGUGCUCGUGCUGUACGCCGCUAACCAAAUGGGCCGCUCCCAGCCCGUGCUGCUCAGGGCCGAGGCCGCAGACCGCCACUGGGAGGGCCUUCGACACGGAGGUGAAUGGAAUGGCUGCGAGCAGGGAAACUACUUGGUCAUCAUUCUGGUUGCAAUCACCUUCAUCACCCUCUUUUUGCUUCUCCUGCUGGUCGUCGCCGCUCGGUGUCGCAACAAAAAGAGGUUAAAAGCUAUUGCCGGCAAUAAAUCCAUACAGAACGGAAAAGCUUCCAUGCCUGAACUCUGCACAGAGUCAAGGUUCAAAAGCAGCAAGAACAUCCUUUGGCCGGUUUAA
Messenger RNA from Ixodes scapularis (black-legged tick), 2418 nucleotides. RefSeq names its product hemicentin-1. The transcript is spliced from 12 exons. Bases 1 to 2418 code for a protein of 805 amino acids. The record is from RefSeq and is a predicted model, not a curated record. Lineage: Eukaryota; Metazoa; Arthropoda; Arachnida; Ixodida; Ixodidae.